UUAAUGAAUAAAGUAGAAUUUAAUAUUCAAAAAUUACUAAUAAAAUAUAGCAAAAUAAACCAAUAGUACCUAAAAGUAGAUUUCCAAAUGACUUUUUUAAUGUUUUGCAUUCUAAUGAAUCUCAAUUAUUUUGAUUUAUAAUCUCUAUUAUUCUAUCUUUUAAAUUAUCAUAUUUAUUGUUUAUAUUCAAUUUUAUAAUAUCUAUACAUCUUAAUAAUAUUCUCUAUAAUUGAGUAUAUAAUUAGUGAUCUAAAUUAUGUUAGGUAUAUGUUUAAUUCAAUAUUUAUGACCUCUAAUAUAUUAUAAUAAAAAUUAGUCAAUUCAUUAUAUUUAAAAUAAAAUAAGACGUCAUUUAUUGAGGAAUAAAAACGACUAACUUUUUUUUUUGUUUCAAUAUUAUUACAAAUGAAGACAAUAAUCCUUGCCUUAGCACUCAUCGUGUUAGCCUCAUCAACAUAAGCUGAUGUCAUUGCAACAAUCAAGAAGAUUGAUUAAUCACCAUUCGGAAGAACAUUGUUCGACACCAUCUGGCUCGAACUCUAAACAGGAGAUCCAUUGGACAGAUUACUCUAAACCUUGACAGAUUUGGAAGACAGAUAUGUUGCUGAAUAAAAGGAAGACGAUGCCAGAAACCACGAAUACUAAGAUGCAUGCACAGUUGUAAGACAUAUACACUUAUACAAUUCUAGGACAUCUCAGCUUUCGAUAAGGAUUUGGCUGAAUCUAACAGAAAGAAGAUUGAAUUAGAAGCUAGAUUAGAAGGAUAAUUAUACCCAUAAAGAGGAAUCUUAUAAGGAUUGGUUGCCUAAAAAUAAGCUGAAGUCAAGGGAUACUAAAAGGAUUUAGAUGAACUCGAUGCUUAAAGAGCUGAAGAAAACGCUGACUUCGAAGAGAAAGUCUUAGAACACUAAGAAGCCACAGCUAUCAUUGCUGAAGCUAGAAGACUCUUCGCUGAUAACAUUGAACACGAAUCCUUCAUCUAAAAAGGAAAAGCCACAAGAUAACCAGUUCACAAAUUCACAAAGGAAGUUGCUAGUAUGAUCUAAAAGCAUUUCACUUAAUCUGCUAAGAAGGCUGCCAAAUUCUAACACAGAAAGGGAUAUAGCAAAUUAUUCAAAGCUUUCGCCACAAUUGCCUCAAAAGUUGAAUAAUUAGCUGAUGCUGGAGCUGUCUCAAAGAUCAUCGAUUUAGCUGAUGAAUUAUUAGCCAAGAUUGCUGAUUCAUUGUCCUUAUUGAGAUUCGCUGAAGAUAAGAGAGUUGAAGCAUACAAGAAAUCCAGAAACUUUGUUGUCAUCUCCCUCACUGUUGCCGGAACUGCACUUGCUAACGCUCAAUCAGAUUUGGCUGCUUUGAAUGAUGUCAUUGCUUAAGUUGAAGCCUCACUUGACACCACCAACUAAAGAAUUGAAAACGUCACUGCUGACAGAACUGACAGAUUCACCUAAUGUGAAGAAGCCGUCUAAGAUUACUAAGAUGCCAGAUCUGCCAGAACCUCUGACAGAGAUGUUGUUUCAUAAACCAUCGGAUUAGUCAACAAGGAAUUAAGAACCUUAAGAGAAUAAUUAGCCUUAAGAUAAUCAGCUGGAGAAGAAAUCUGAUAAUGAUUCAUUUAUCAUAAAAAUUAUUCUAAAUCAACACCAAAU
Molecule: messenger RNA, 1643 nt
Organism: Paramecium primaurelia
Lineage: Eukaryota; Ciliophora; Oligohymenophorea; Peniculida; Parameciidae
Source: the annotation of a GenBank genome assembly